Molecule: messenger RNA, 3599 nt
Organism: Betta splendens (Siamese fighting fish)
Lineage: Eukaryota; Metazoa; Chordata; Actinopteri; Anabantiformes; Osphronemidae
Gene: dhdds
Product: dehydrodolichyl diphosphate synthase
Exons: 14
Coding region: 108-1109 (333 amino acids)
Biological process (GO): polyprenol biosynthetic process
Cellular component (GO): endoplasmic reticulum; dehydrodolichyl diphosphate synthase complex
Molecular function (GO): ditrans,polycis-polyprenyl diphosphate synthase [(2E,6E)-farnesyl diphosphate specific] activity
Source: RefSeq, a predicted model, not a curated record
GAAAAUCUGUUGCCUCCUAACAGGAAGUCGUCAUCACGUCACUUGACUCCAACACGGAAGAAGUCGUCAUCGUAAGAGCUGUGAGUUGGAAGCCCGUAAAGUCUAACAUGUCGUGGAUACGAGAAGGUGAUUUGAAUCUGCUGGAAAAGAUUUCAGCCAACGUCCUGAAGGCAGGACCUAUGCCUAAACAUGUGGCCUUCAUCAUGGACGGUAAUCGCCGCUUUGCACGAAAGAAAAACAUGGAGCGCCAGAAAGGGCACACGCAGGGAUUUGACAAACUGGCAGAGACACUAAUGUGGUGCAAGCACCUGAACAUCAAAGAGGUGACAGUCUACGCCUUCAGCAUUGAGAACUUUAAGCGCACUAAAGACGAGGUGGAUGGGCUGAUAGAGCUGGCAAGGCAGAAAUUCAUGAGACUCUUGGAGGAACGAGAAAAUCUGGAGAAGCACGGUGUGUGUAUCCGGGUGCUGGGUGACUUAAAUAUGCUGCCGCUUGACCUUCAGCAGCUGAUUGCUAAAGCUGUGAUCACAACCAGGGCUCACAACAGAUGUUUCUUGAAUGUGUGUUUUGCCUACACGUCAAGAUAUGAAAUCACUAAUGCAGUCAGAGAAAUGGCUUGGGGAGUGGAGCAGGGCCUGAUCAAAGCAAGCGAUGUUUCAGAGCCGCUGCUAAGUGAGUGCCUGUACAGCAACAACUCUCCCAACCCCGAUUUGCUCAUUCGCACCUCUGGAGAGGUGCGCCUCAGUGACUUCCUUCUUUGGCAGACAUCUCACUCAUGUAUAGUGUUUCAGUCAGUCCUUUGGCCUGAGUACUCUUUCUGGAAUCUGUGUGAAGCCAUUGUCCAGUAUCAGUUAAAUCACAAAUCCAUUCAGAAAGCCAGAGACCUCCAUCGAGAGCAUCAGGCCUUACAGCAGUUAGAGGCGGAUCGAGCCUGUGUAGCAGAACACCUGCAGCAUCAUGGGAAUGGAAAACCUGUCGACGCCCAGAAAAGACAGGAGGCUCUGCUGCACUACACAGCCUGUCGGGAAGAACGCAUUCAGGAAUUCUUAGGAGUGCUGAAGCACAAGAGAGACUCAUUCUUUAAUGACUUAUCCAGCGAAGAAGUCUAAACCUAGAUAUACUGUGAAGAGCAAACCCCAUGUUGACUUGGGGAUGAAACCUCUCCUGUUCUCUAAAGGGCUUCCAUGGAAGAGGGAAGAGGGAGAAACUGGGAAUGGUUUCAUUUAGUUACUGAUUUAUAAAAGAUGGGAGGGAAAUUUUACCCCUAUGGGGCUGUAGAUUUGUGAUAUUUAUGAUUGUAGGUUAAAAAGUCUAAUACUAACGCCUGGUCAAGAUGUAGUUAAAUAAUUUUGUAAACUGUUUGUAAAAUGCAUGCAAUCGUUUGAAAGGUUGUAUUCUACAAGAGAAACCCAUGGAUCCAACACCCAGACCGAGAGAAUUUUGGGGCCCGUGGACAGUGGCUUUUGUUGAGUGUGAUGUUGUUGAAAUAACUAGAUUUUGACCAGUUUCCCUGAAUGGAAUAAAGUGAUUACUGUAUGUUAGAUAUUAUACAGCAUUUACAAGUCAGCUCUUUGUGUCUACAUACCACCAUCCAACUAUUGGGCUUCUUCACCCGCUACCUGAGAUGAUUUGCAGUGUAAUAGGUCUAAACAUAAGUCAUAAAAGUCACAUGCAUUCACUUAAGUACCUAAAUAACCAUUUUAGCUAUUUGCUCUUUGAUCUUGUGUGCUUCUAUGUUACGAUGGCACGUUCAAGCUUUUAGAUGAGGAAAUCUUUUUUAAAUGAUCAUUUUGACUACUUGAGGCACUUACCUGAGUAUUGCAUUGCCUAGUUUUACUUUUUCAGUGCAAUUUGGAGGAAGGUUAUUCCAGUAAAUUUAAAGACACAAACAUGCAAACAUCAGCAGAUGCAAAACAUGAGCUUAAUGGAUACAUGAAAACAUGAUGCAUAAGGAAAAAUAAUAAUCCAAGCAUAUUAUGGCAUCAUAGUACAAUACAUGUAAGGCCUAUUUUUUUGUUUUUGAUAUACAAUAUAUAACUGAAAUAUUACAUUUACUCAAUAUAUUUACAGGACUAAUAUUAGUAAGUAAUCAUAACAUUAAAUUAAGCCCUGUAUAGUAUGAACUCAAAGAAUUUUCCUUACUAUUACUAUUACUAUUACUGUGCUACAUUGUUUGCAUUUAUCUAACGGAGGCUGUUGUAAAUUUAGUCGUAAAUUUACAGUGAAUCCAUAUGAGGUUGCUAGUUGCUUUUGACCAAAACAAACCAUCUGCAACAGUACAAUGUUUGACCCAAAUAGAGUAAACUAAAGAUGCAGCCUCAUGAAAUAAGACCCGGAGCCACUUGGCAUUUGGUUAAUUUAUGCAAAUUUUACUGAUUCUGCAAUUAAGGUUUAUUUUUAAUGAAGACCAUUUUAUUAACGUGUUGAAAUACGGUUCCCAACCUUCACGGGCCUUGUGUUAUGUAAAAUAAAGUGCUUUCACUACAAGUCGGAUCGACGAUAAAGCUCUUAAACAGCGCCCCGUGUGUUACUGCGCAGUAUUUAUCGGCUGCCUCCUGCCUCUUUAAUAAAUGGGUGGUACCUCAUGCCACGUGACACCUCAUCAGCCAAUGGCAGGCGUCGAAACACAAAACUGGUUCAAACCAGUUUCGUUCUUAUAUUUCAGUCUAUAAACUACAAAAACAUUCGUUUGCAUUAUACAUUCGCCAUUUUACAGAGCGACUGUUCGGUUGUCGUCCGUGAUCUCUCGGAAAAAAGUCAGUUUUAACGAUAAUAAUUUUGUGAAAUUUUUGUGCAGUUGCCAGUAGCAACAUGGCCAAAUCGAAGCAACCUGUUUCAGCUGGGCAAAGAAGAACUUCCCCACGGCUUGCCCUGAAGCCUAAGACUACACCUGCAGAGACCAAGAAGAAAGCUGCUGCAAAGAAGCCACCCAAAGCAAAGAAGGCCAAGCCAGCUGAGAAUGGAAACACCAAGGCUGAGGAGCCAAAGGCUGAAGCCACCGAAGCCAAAUGAAUAAUGGUUGAUGUGCUCACUCUGUGUACUUGGUGAUUGUACAGUUUUAAAUAAGUAUUUUUUACCAAGUUUUAUAUUACAAAUGUCAUUUAUAGGUUUGUAUUGGGCUUGCACUUGAUGUAACAACUUUGUUUUCACAUUCAUAUCCAUUUUAAACGAUUACCGUCCAUAUCUUGUAGCCGUGGCAUUUAUAGUUUGUCUAAUCCUGUUUUUUAUUGUAAACUGCUGAGUAAUAGAUAUUUUCCAAAAAGGUUGGAUUAUGAAUUUAAGUUUAAACAUUAUAAAGGCAGCUAAGGUAUAUUGUUAAAAUUAAAAAUUGCCUUUUAUCUCCUUGUAUCUUAAUGUUAAGCUAACAAAAAUAUAAAUGGUUGUUUUGAAACACUGUUUGUCAAGACAUAAUAACUAGCCAGUGAAAAUGCCACAGAAAAAUACUGUUAAAGGGUUAAAACCAUCCUAAAAUGAACGUGUGAUGUGAAUCUGGUCAUUUGAUUAAAAGUUAAGUUAUGUUUUUAUUAGGGGAAAAGAAGCUUUUUUUCUCAUUUAAGUGGUUGAUCUAAAUGUUCUUGAAUAAAAAUUUUCAAACUGUC